Mycena indigotica is the source of this 1074-nucleotide messenger RNA. Its product is annotated as S-adenosyl-L-methionine-dependent methyltransferase. The coding region runs from base 154 to 1074 and encodes 306 amino acids. The record is from RefSeq and is a predicted model, not a curated record. The transcript has 5 exons. Gene Ontology annotation, molecular function: transferase activity, transferring alkyl or aryl (other than methyl) groups. Gene Ontology annotation, cellular component: membrane. Lineage: Eukaryota; Fungi; Basidiomycota; Agaricomycetes; Agaricales; Mycenaceae.
UUCUUGUUUGGUUCCAGAACUUUGCCACUGCUGCCACUCGCUCAGAAUGGUGGUCAUGUUAUCGCCUAUCGGCACACAGUCUUUAAACCCACAGAUGGCUUCCGAGGACUCGAGGAUCUGCCAUUUCUUUCUUCCCUCUUCACGAACGAGGGGAUGUCAACGAUCAAGUUCCAGUUGCACCCUGAGCCAUUUUGCCGUCAUAUUUGCUCAGAUUGGCUCUCUGCACAGUUUGGGAACACAAUCUAUCAUGCACAUACGCUCUGGCUCUUCACGGAAAGUGACUUCAUGACGACUAUGGUGCCGAUUUCUCUUUUCGCCAUGGUGGCAGCACCUCUUCGGUCGCCGUACAACGUCCCACACCUUAUAUUCUGGCUUUGGUUCCAUUUGCUUGCGUUCAACACGUCGAAUCAAACCUCCUCGCUUGAAGAUGCCACCAAUAAGCCCGACCGGCCCAUUCCCGCAAGGCGAAUCUCUCUCCGCCAUGCGAAGGUUCUGAGAUGGACACUAACACCUGCUUGUUGGCUGCUGUCUCGUGCGUAUAGCCAGGAGACCAUGUUUGCCAGCAUGGCUUUGUCUGUGUUCACGUGGAUGUAUAACGAGUUGCAUGGAAAUUCGCGCUCUCUGUCGAGAUACGCGCUCAAUGGCUUGGGCUUCGCUGCUUUCGAGGCUGGGACGACAUUAGUGGCCCGCGACGACAAGACCACUCUAGACGGCCCUGGCCGGUUAGCAAUACUCCUUAGCGGGUGCAUUUUUGCGACGACCAUCUAUGCGCAAGAUUUCAGAGACGUUAUCGGCGACGGUCUUAUCGGUCGCGACACCAUACCUAUCCGUUUUGGUGCACCAAGUCGACCUGCGCUAUUAACUGGUAUCAUUAUAUGGUCAAUGUCGCUUUCCUGCAUCUGGCAAGCUGACCUCUACACGGCUUCGUUCUUUAUCCUUCUCGGGGCAUUUGCCGGUGGCCGAUUUGUCUGCAUGACCACUGUCGAAGAAGACCGUCGGUCUUACUUCUGGUACAAUGUCUGGGUAUCUGCAGCGCACGUCCUUCCAGGAUAUUGGAGAAUGAAGUACUCUUAA